This is a messenger RNA of Varanus komodoensis (Komodo dragon), 1592 nucleotides long. It is a transcript of the gene CUNH8orf48, whose product is annotated as chromosome unknown C8orf48 homolog. The record is from RefSeq and is a predicted model, not a curated record. The transcript is spliced from 6 exons. Lineage: Eukaryota; Metazoa; Chordata; Lepidosauria; Squamata; Varanidae. The coding region runs from base 172 to 999 and encodes 275 amino acids.
GGGCCGGGCAAGCGGGAAAGCCGGAGCUCCCGGGCGGAGUGUGCACCCACGCCAAAGACCCUGGGCGGCUCGGGUCUUCUCACCCGGGAUGGACAUUCAGGAGGCUCCUGCGACUUCAGGUGGCGUUAAGCACUGUGGUGACCAGCUUCUAGGCCGUGCGUAACAGAGCAGAUGGAGUGGAGUUGGAACGAUAGCAGCUCUGUUCCAGACUAUGCAGAGGAAACAUUUGCAUCCUUCAAUGAAGGAGAGGAAGAAACCUGCAGGCAGUAUGAGAAUGACCUAUUUGAAUCUUAUUAUUCUGGAGAAGAGUCGGAACGGCCUGCUGCAUCCGAUCUGCCUGAAAGUCCAUGCCAGUCAUCGAGUCAAGAUGAGGAAGUGGAACAAGACUCAGAAUUGCUGGAUUCUGAACCUGUAGAAGAACAUUUAACUAGAAGGUGGAUCAGAACUUUGAAAAGCAACAGAACUAACACUGGGGUAGCCAUUGAACAAAAUAAUGGUGCAGCAUUGACAAGAACUGCUGGGGAAUCGGAGGAAGAGCUGGGUGCUCUGCGAUCUUUUUGCGCCACCAGGAUCAAUCAACUCUGCCAUCCACCAAGUGCAGCUCCAGUGAAGAUCAAGCGCAACCAUCCAAGGCGUGGAUCCACAUUAGAGAAGCCUUUGCAAUGCGAUUUGAACCUUACUGUCCCUGAGCAGCUAGUGAACAGACUCCAUCUGAGGAAUAUCGAGGAGACUAUGAAACAGUUAGCAGGAGCUGAUAUGCACCAACCCUCACGAUGCCCCCACUGCCUAGGGAAAAGAGCGGAGCUGGCAAAAGCUGCUUUUCUGCGACGAAGGAAGGCCUUGAUGGAAGAGGCAUUGCUUCAAGAGAAACUGGACGAACACCUGUAUACCAAAGAUUCUCUCACCCUAAUUGGAGAAAUACACAAAAUCCUUCCUAACCUUUCCGAGGAUCCCAGGAACAUAUGGCAGAAACAAAAAGAGCGCACCCUGAAAGCUUAGCACCUCUAUGAUUGGGACCAUUUAAUCAAAGCAGAAGAGAUGGGUUGAAUCCACACACGCUGAACAAUGAAGAAUCUUCCAGGGUCCAACUCUGCAUCCCCCUGUGGUGCAAGCAGAGCAACUUGCUCAUAUCUAGCUAAAUGCAUAUUGCAGAAUAUGAAAGGGGACUUUAUCGUUACUCUGACAUGCCAAAGCUAUUUGUGUGCAUGAAUUUCCUUCCCGGAUUUUGGAGCACCUGACAGCUGCUUCUACCUGUAAGCAAAACAAAUGGUUCUAUUUUUCAAGGCAGGGAGGAGUAAUUAUUGGGUUUCAGUUCAAUCUCUUCCUGCUGCCACCUGUUAAAUUGAAAACGGGAGCCCCAUGUGGAAGGAAGGGAUGGGGUGGGGGAAGAAGGUUGGAAAGGAACAGAGAAAAGGAAGCCAGAGGAUUCUUAUACCACUGAAAAGAACAACAAAUAAGAAGUGACAUUAAUUCAUAACCCUGAUUCAAAGAUGAGAAGCAAGGAUGCUAAAUUAGUGAUGUCAGUUGAGAGAUGCUGAAGCAAAGGCUGGCAAUAAAAAUACUGGCAAAACUAUAAUAAAAUGUCUAAAUGA